Phasianus colchicus (ring-necked pheasant) is the source of this 11554-nucleotide messenger RNA. RefSeq names its product TraB domain containing 2B (gene TRABD2B). NCBI's taxonomy places the organism in Eukaryota, Metazoa, Chordata, Aves, Galliformes, Phasianidae. Gene Ontology annotation, molecular function: Wnt-protein binding; metalloendopeptidase activity. Gene Ontology annotation, biological process: negative regulation of Wnt signaling pathway. Gene Ontology annotation, cellular component: plasma membrane; organelle membrane. The record is from RefSeq and is a predicted model, not a curated record.
GGUUAUUAUGCAUCUGAGACUUUCCAUGGUUGACAGAUGGUGUUUUUCUGCUGAUUCACAGCACUGAAGUGGUUACUGGAAAAAGUACCAAGAGUUUAAUAAGGAGCAGGCCCAUACACACAACAAAAGUGCACCAUAUUCCACCAGUUCCAAAAGGGAAAAAAAAAAAGCAGUUUUUAAACCAAAUCACCAGAAUCACAUUUUCAUGCACACAAUGCAUGUUUGAAGACUCUCCAGCAAGAAUGCCAUUAGUAAACCAGCUUUUCAAGUCACUGUGUUAAUUGCAAUUUCUUGGGAUAUUCUGCCCUGGGUUAAAAGAAUUAAAGUCACACGCAGCACUUCUGAAGGAGGAUUCUGUCUUGGAAGGCUGGUUUAUCUUUUUUAUAAUGAAGAAUCAUCCCGUUAAUGAAACUUCUCUCAGACUUCUCACCAAUACACACUAACAAACAUAAAAUCAUAUCAAGGCUGUAGAAAGUGAUGGCAAUCUGGAAACCAGAAGAACAAAAUGAAUGUUGCUGAACAGUUGAACCUUAAAGCUCCGGAGCAGCUGAACUCUCAUUUUUCUCCAGAAAGAAUUCAAACUGUUUAUGAAAUUAAAUAGAACUUCUGGAACUGCACAUUGAACUAUGUUGAACAGGAAGAAAUCUCAGCUUAAUAGGCCUCAAGGAAAAAGAUCUACUGUAGCUGUUUCUUUAGUAUGGUUUUUGCAGCAAAAAGCUUAUUCCUGCUUGGGUAGAUAAGUUGCUUUUGGACAUUUCUUUCGCUAUCUCUAUGAUUUAAUACAUUUAAGGGAUGGAACAGUAAUGCAAGGGCUCGAGUUGCAGAUGAAAGGUCUCAAAAAGUUGGGAUUCACCAUACUUGUAGUAGAAGAACAGCAGGGCAGGUUCUUUCUGUCCCUACUGGCCCAAAUCCAGAGCAUCUUUGAGAGAAUGAGAGAACAAAAGCUGGAAAGCAUUUAGUGAAGUCUUAAUAGCACUCGCCUAUCUCACUGUUCUGUGUAUGUGAGUGUACAUAUAUUUUUGUAUGUAAACACACUAAUGCAUAUAAAUAAAUACACAUACACAUAUUCCUUCCUAGGUGUAUGCACAUGCAAUACUUAUACAUACACCAGCACAGAGUAAACUUCAUACAGAGGGAGAAUGCACAGCAGAAUCUAACACUGGGAAAGGUUUUCUUUAGUGUAUUUACACGCCUAGUCUCAGGCAGGAUGUGGUCUGUCAUUGCAGGGGCCACAGCACAAGGUGAGACUUUGCAAAAUGUAAUACAAGCUAUUAAUACUAGUUGGUCUGCAAAAUUCAUACCUGGCCCUCAGAUGGGAGGAUGUUAGGAUCCAGAGGGGAUUUUCUUCAAGAACUAGACUGGUUGUUUCUGGAACUCUGAGACAAAAGAUGCUGAGUUGGACACAUGAGGACAAACAGGCAAGAAACACAUAAGACUGAGAACAAUACUACAUUGUACAUCAUAUUGGUUGCAAUACAAACAAAAGACGUAACACAUGUUAACACAGUUAUGAUAACUGAGCAGUUUCAGUCUGACAGCCUUAAGCAGAGGCUUGUUCCUCUGACAGCUGUGUGUUUUGAAUCAUGAAUUAUGUGACUGAACAUUCAUGUUACACAUGAAUACAACUGCUACCAUCAAAAUCAAUCUUCUGCAGGGAAAUCUUUACCUGCUAGAUGCAUCACAGCACAGGUGUCAUGGCACAUAGCAGGUGAUGGCAUGACAGCUAGCAGUGCAAAUGCUUUGGGCUUGUUAACUUAUGAGUUCAAGACAGCUAUGUAUUAUGCCAUCUGUGCAUAAGACAGAAAUCCAAUUAGGGUUCUUACUUGAAUCUGAGCAACCUGAUCAGAUAUGGAGUCUAACCCUUCUUUGAGCAAGGCCAUUUGGAUGACAUUGCUCAUGACAUCCCUUAGAAAUAAAAUUAUUCUGUGAUCCACAGCAUACAAAAAGAGGGAUUCUCUGCUCCCCCCAGAAAUGGCAAAAGACACCUUCAGCUUCACUUGUAGAAAAAGGACAAAGGAAAAGCUGAGCUCAGACUUCCAGUUUUGGCACAGCAUGACUUCUGGGAGAAUGUGUGGUUCAGAGUCCCUCUUUAAAGGAAAAAGCGUAAGAAAUACAGAGUUUAAAAUCCAGUAAGCUUUUUGAAAUACUUCAAAAGAAAGUACAGCAUGAUAGAAAUACAGGUACCACACAAGCCAACAGAAUUUCAGCUGGGAGUAAAGGUGAGAGAAGAGACAAAAGGGUAGUUAGCCCUGUAAGGAGCAUGUUCUGAUUUAAAAAAAAAAAAAUCACACUUUCCUGCACAUAGAUACUGAUCCUUCACAAACUGUUUCCUCCAAGAGCUAGUAUCUCCUUCCUGUUGGAAACUCACCACAGGCACCAUAGUUACAAGUUCUGAUGCCAGUUUCUCACUAACAAAUAAAUACACCUUCUAUUCCAGGGGGUUUUGCUUUGCCUGAUUAAAGAUAUUGUUAAAGCUUCCACAAGUAUUUCUUGUACCCACAUGGGCUCCUUACUGAAUCUGGCUGUCCUCACUUCCUGGCUUACUACAACUUACUUGUUAAGUUACUGCCUCGCUGCACCCCUGAAGUGGUUGCCUUUAAGUGGUUGCUGAAAUGAUUAAUAUUUAUUUAGGAAAGCUCUUUGAAGAUGAUACAUGACAUAAAUAUCAGACAACGCUAUUAUGCUCCCAAAAAAACAAUACAGCUUUUGUGAGAUUAAAAGCCUAUUUCCCCCACUAGAUUUCUGGAAAUGCGUAAAAACAAAAUAACGUAGCCUUCUCUUUGCCAUUUAUCCCUCUUAUCUCUUCAAAGCUUUUAAUAGUAUUUCCCAUCUGAUUACUGCUAAUCACAUUGUUAUACUGCUUUUACAGCCUUGGGGGUUAUGAUAAAGCUUCUCUAUUAUUCCUGAUAGGAACAAAACAGUAGCAGGUAGGCAGCAAUAUACAUUUUCCAAAGAUCAGAGCCAUUAUUUAAUGUUUUUGUAAAUAUUUACUUUAGGAGCAGGCUAAAUGUUACUUAAGAUUUGUUCUAAACUGCUGUGUUUAAAGGAAAAAAAAUCAUGAGGACAUAUGGAACUCAUCUGAAGGAGAAAAAAACUGUUACAAUUACACAAAAGAAUUAAUUUCUUUUUCCUGGUACCUAAGAGUAAUGUUCAAAAAUACUGUGGCAUGCUUUGAAUCUGAAGUGGCACAUCAUGAUACAUAUCAUGUGGUUUGUGGUCUCUUCUUCCUAACCGCUUGCAGCUCUGGCUGGAGUUUCCCCAACCUGACUGUCCCACCAAAUUGGUACACACCCACACUGAGUUCCCAUUGGGAUUUCUGGUCCUGUUCUGCCCAUUUUUUUUUUUUCUUUCCCCUUUUUCUUAGUCAUCUUACCCACAAGUAGCAUAAAUCAAGGCGAGGCUGUGUUUUCACAGCUAGGCAGCUCUUGCAACAUCAGGGUUGAGUUCAGGGAAAUGGCUGGAAAACUGGCUAUGUCCCCCUCCCCCCCAACCACACCUGCCUUUUGGCUAAUGGAAGAUGAGCACAGAGCCAAAGAUAUUUGUUUAUUCUUGCUCUGGGUGCUUUGAUAUGUAUGCCACUGGUGAGGAUAGUUGCCCUGCCUCACAGCACGUGUGCCCAUGACUGAAGGCCUCAUGUUGUCUUCCAGAGCAUCUUUUGGGCAUCUUUUCCAUGCUAGUCACAUCACUGGAGGUGUCCCUACUAGGUGGGCCCCUGAGGGGAUACCAGGCCACCAGCACUGCCCUGUCAUCCGUGCACUUUGCAACCUUGCCACCUUCUAUCCCUUAUUCCACCCUCAGGGAAGCACUUGGAAAUAUUUCUUUGCCAUGGCCAAGAAACUUCUGAAGCCCAGGACUUUGUCUGGUACUAGCAAUUAAUAUUUCACCAAGAAAGCCUGCUAGCUUUGAUUCUUCUCCAAAUAGCAUGAAUAGCAGUUUUGGGGAAGUUUUAAGGUCGUAGAUGUGAUGGGAAGACUGGGAUCCCACCUGCUCUGUGGUGCUUAGUGCUCUGACAGGAUGCUGAGGUAACCUCGUGCCAACAGCUGCUACCACACAUUGCCAGCCUGCCCUGGCUCCUGCUGCAGGGACAUCCAAAGAGAGAUCCUGGCUGUGCUGCCAGCAAGAACUAACCUGUGUCUCGUAGACUCCUCCUGAGUGGAAGCUGUGUAAUUAGCGAUGCGAGCAGAACCGUUCAGAGGGGUUUGUUUUGAUCCCUGUGAUGCGUUGAGGUGGCCAAGAUGGCGAGGAUGGCUGAAAAGCAGGGCAGCCAGCAUAUCCUCUAUGUGCCCUCUGCUACAGUGAUGUUCAGAGAUGGGCGGGGAAGGCAGCGCCUGUGAGGACAUGUCACCUCCCGCCUCGGCAGCCAGCGGAAGGCUGUGAGCAACCUCAGGAGACUUUCUUUCUCGGGACGAGCCCCACGUGGGUGACUGUGUGACACCGUGCGGGACGGGAAGCUCCAAACUCCACGUUGGAAGCGCUACGCAGGUGCUGAGCCGGCGGGCGGGACGCCACCGCCCCUCCGUCAGCUGCGCUGGGGAGCGAUCGCCCCCUGGCGGCGGCCCGGCCAAACGGCGGCGGGAGGCGCGGGCGGGCCGGGGCGGCUGCGCGAAACUUUCCGCCGCAGCCCGAGUUUGGCCUCCCCGGCGCGGUGCGCCCCGCCGCCCCGCCGAGCAGCGUCCUCCGGGCCCGGGGCUCCGUGGGAGCUUUUCUUUUCUUUGCCGCCGCUGUGCUGAAUUUUCUUUCUCUCUCUUUUUUUUUUUUUAAUUGCUAUUAUUAUUAUUAUUUUGGCUAAUUCCCGCCUCCCCUCCCAACCUCCUCCCGAACCGGCGGGGCGGGAAGGGAGCUUCUCCAGCCUGCAAAAUCAAAGCAUGGCGGAGGCUGGCGAUGAGAACCGUCCUCCCCAAAGCAUCCAGCGCCUCUGACAAGCCCGGAGCCAGAGGGGGUGGGGGUGGGAAGGGCGGGAGGGGGGAGAGCAUGGGAGGGAGGGGGCGGCCAGUCCUUCCCCCUGCACUUGUCAGAUGCAGAUGGGACUGGCAAAGUUUGUUUGAAUAAAAAAAAAAAAAAGAAAAAGAAAAAGCAACCAAAAAGAAAAAAAAAAAAGGGGGAAGAGCAGGAGGAGGGGGAGGGAAAAAAAAAAAAAAAAAAAGGAUCCUAGAAGUCCAAAAAGGCUCAUCUGGGAAGGAGAGAGAGAGAGGAGAGCGAGAGGAAGCGGGAUGCAACUCAACCUGACGCUGAUCUGCUUCGUCUUCGGGGGUUUCCUGCCCGACGCCGCGGCCCGGCGGGAGCAGAUGGACACGGGGCAGUGCGACCUGCCCCGCUCGCAAGGAGAGCUGAACUCCUUCCUCUGGACCAUCCGCCGCGACCCCCCCGCCUAUCUCUUCGGCACCAUCCACGUGCCCUACACGCGGGUGUGGGAUUUCAUCCCCGACAACUCUAAGGCCGCUUUCCACGCCAGCUCCAGCGUCUAUUUCGAGUUGGAUCUCACCGACCCCUACACCAUCUCGGGGCUGGCCAGCUGCCAGAUGCUGCCCCACGGGGAGAACCUGCAGGACGUGCUGCCCCGUGAGCUUUACCGCCGCCUCAAACGCCACCUGGACUACAUCAAGCUGAUGCUGCCCCACUGGAUGACCCCGGACCAGCGGGGCAAAGGGCUCUACGCUGACUACCUCUUCAACGCCAUCGCCGGCAACUGGGAGCGCAAGAGGCCCGUCUGGGUGAUGCUGAUGGUGAACUCCUUGACAGAGACCGACAUCCGCUCCCGAGGAGUGCCGGUGCUCGAUCUCUACCUCGCCCAGGAGGCUGAGAGGAUGAAGAAGACGACGGGCGCGGUGGAGAGGGUGGAGGAGCAGUGUCACCCGCUGAACGGGCUCAACUUCUCCCAGGUGCUGUUUGCACUAAACCAAACUCUGCUCCAGCAUGAAAGUCUCCGAGCAGGCAGUUUGCAGGCCCCGUACACCACUGAAGAUCUCAUCAAACAUUAUAAUUGUGGAGACCUGAAUGCUGUUAUAUUCAAUCAUGACACUUCCCAGGUCCCAAACUUCAUCAACACUACACUCCCACCCCACGAGCAAGUAACAGCCCAGGAGAUAGACAGCUACUUCAGGCAGGAGCUCAUCUACAAGAGGAACGAGAGAAUGGGCAAGAGAGUGAUGGCGCUUUUACGAGAGAACACAGAUAAGAGCUUCUUCUUUGCCUUCGGAGCAGGUCACUUCCUGGGUAACAACACUGUGAUUGAUGUACUGAGACAAGCAGGAUUUGAAGUGGAGCACACCCCUCCUGGACAACCGAUUGGAAAUUCAAGAAUGACCAAGACGAGUCCUGCCUUACAAGGGUCCUCAGCAACAGCCCUGCCUGCUCUGCAGCUUUCUGAACAGGUCCCGCUGACAUCUCCUUCCCUGAAGCCCCUACAAAUGGAUGAAGAAGACAGCCUGUCUCCUCAUCUCUUGUUACCGGAUAGCAUCAGCCAGCUGGAAGAGUUUGGCAGGCAGAAGAAAUGGCACAAGAAACAACACAAACACCAUCGCCAGAGGCAGUUCAAUGACCUCUGGGUUCGGAUAGAAGACAGCACCACCACGUUGCCUUCCUAUAUCAGGAUAACCAAUGGCUAUAUCACAGUCAAACCUCCCAUUUGGAUUUCCAACCGGCUGGAUCAGAGGCCACGCUCAGAUCACCCAUCCCAGCCUCAGCCUACAAGCUCAGCUUCAGCCACCAUUUUAUGGCCAUCAGUGACUGCUCCUCUCUACGUGGCCAUAGCUUCAUUCCUCCUGAAUCUACUGCAGCCUUCCUGACCACAUUAGUAUUAUGUGCAAUCCCUUGGAAUAGAGAAGAGAGAUAAUUUAUGAACGAAUUGGAUGUUUUGACAACAUUUACAGACUGGACCUUCUCAGUGAAUCAAGAGUGCCUUCUAGCUGAUUUCGUCUCUUUGCCCAGAUACAUUUUGAAACUCUAAAGCUUUAUUGUAACACUGACUUACAUCUUCUUUUUGUAGAAGGAUCUUUAUUUCCCAUAGUGCUAUGGGGUUUUGUAAAAUAUUCAUGUUCAUAUAAAGAAAAAAAGAAAAAAUGUAUUUAUUCGACUGGUAAACUUAUUUUUUUCCUUGUUGUAUAUGUCAAUAACAUCCCUAGUAAUCAGUAGCGAUGGUGAAACAGAUAAAUUAAUAUUUUCUAUAUUUGUUUUCUAACUGACAACUCUGCAAAUGCCUGAAGUGGCACUGAAAUGAAUGGCUUGUUUCUUGAACCGUAACUUCUUACAGCAUUCAAUCCAAUAAGUACAUUUGUACUCUAUUUCACUUUUUCUAAAGUUCUCAUUAGAAUUACUUAGACUAAAUAAAGCAGAUCCCCUUCUCUGUGGCCUAUGCCCAAUAGAGGGGUAAGUGCAUUCUCAAGUCAGCUGCUACAACCUAAAAUCUCAGUUAUUUUAUAUGACUUAGUAAGUCACUAGUCAAAAUAACCCUCCAAGUUCCCCAGUUGUCUUUAACUCAACCAUUCAACUUCUCUAGAAAUUACCAGUCUCCCUCUUUACCUUAAUCUUAAGGCAUCUUUUUCUUAAUAAAAGCUUUCCUUUUAAGUCUGAAAUAAUCCCACUGGAAUUAUUCUCUCCCUCUUUUUACAUAAAUGAGCCUACAACCUUUCCCAACAUAAAUGAGAGCAGGACUUGGUCUGUCCUGAAUAUGAAGAUGCAGUAUCGUGCUAACCUGUAGAACUGCUUUAUUAAUUUAAUUGAUAAAAAGAUAGUCAACCUGCAGGGAGGGGAGGAAAUGUCUAGAAAUCAUCGGCACCUUGCUAUUAUGCUUAGAGUUGGAAUUCUCAUAUUGAAUUAUAAUCUGCCCACAAUCUAUUCAAAGCUACAGGAACCAAAGUAAUUCCUCUGUCAUGCAAAAUCUUUCCUCUGUUUGUAGACUGUGCCCAUCUAAGUCAAUAGAAGGAUUAAGUUCUGACAACUUGCACUCAGUGAAAAAUUCACCCUAUCUCCAAGCAGCUACUUUUUAUUAAUCAGAUGAACAUCAUCUAUGGGGAAAAUAUACAUCCAUCUUAAUAACAGCCAUGCUUAGUAAGGCAUGUUGAUUUCCUCCCCCCCAAAAAAAAACAGGAUGGAAAAAAAGACUUUCAAUUCAAAGAGUCCUAACAGAUUUUUUUCCCUCCUGAAGUCACCUGCAAUACAAAAAUCUGAGAUGUCAUGAAAACAUCUUAAAGAAAACCUGAAAAUAAAAAAAAGGAAAAAAACACAUCUAUGAAAAAGCAUUGCUUUUUCACCUUAAAAACCAUAUCAGAUAAUGACAGCAAUCACAAGAACACUGACAAAAAUCUGACUGUUACUGGGCCAGCAGCAGCACCACCUUCAGAACAUGGAGACAAUUCCAUGUCAUCUUUAGGUCUCCUGAGUGGAAGAUAGUUCAGGAUUCACAGUUCAUUUGUCAUCAGACUAAUAAGUCAGGGAAGAAGCUUAGGAAAUAAUCAGCCUGAAAUAAGUACGUGGUUUUACUUGGAACCAUGAUAAACACUGAGCUUUUCCACAAUGCAUCCCAACCCAUUGCUUUGCCAAGGCAAGGGAGAACACAUUACUUUCAUUUGACUUACUGCACCAUGACUUCCAGCUCUUGCUUUAGUUUGGAGAAAAGCAUGUGUACAUUUGUGAUUGACUUACAUGGGUACAGCAGACAGUCAUGUAAGCUGCCCCUGUUUUAUAAAGCACAAUAGUUGAUAAGGCUGAACAGAAAACUUCAAGCUUUGCCCCAAAUAUGAGUUUCAAGCACACCCUGUGCAUACUUCUGUGUUGUGUAUUUUGGCUAGCAGAAGAUUAGAGAUGUUAGCUUUGGACAGAAGCCAUUCACCUUGCAUAAUAUUUAUUGCACUGAGUUGGAUAUUGGAAACAUAUUUUGAGAACUUUCAUUUCAGUUUUAUUUGUCUAUUUCCCCCAAAAUGGCUUCAUUUGAAUAUAAUGGCUUAACAGGCCUUCAAAUUCAACCUUAACACAUUUUAAAAGACUGGUUCUCCUGCCAUAUUCAAAACAGAGUUCAGAACUGAAUGACAGGGCGUUAGUCACAAAAAUUGAGCUGCAAAUAAGGUAGGCAAAUCUUAAGGGUUAUGAUAAGUUACACAGUAAAAGUGAACAGCCAAGGAAUCAAAGCCCAUUCAAUUUUAUUUGCUGUAAUCUGAUCAAGUCCAGAAAUGAUUCUGCAGUACCAUCCCAGAAAUAAUUCCCAGUGUCAGAGAGCUUACAGAAUUAAUAGAUAAGACCAUGUAAAGAUCAGAGAGAAAAAUAUGGAGCAAAAAAAACAGAAAAAGCAGGGCCAGGACUAUAAGGAAAACCACCAAUAGGAUAAAGACUGGAACCUACAGUUCCACUGUACCCAACCUGUGGUUUUCUCUGUAGGACUCUGAGGUCUUUUUUUUUUUCUAGUAUAAUGAGCACACAUCACAGAUGUCACUGCACUACACAGAAUAAUCACUCAGUUUGUCACUAAUAAAUAUUUCCUGAGUCACUCCUCCAUUGGACAGUAAUAGUAAUACUAGAUACUAGCUCAUAUCACAGCAUGUUUGGAUAUCACAGUACGUAAAUAGCUUGGACAUCAAAGCAUGUUGUGACAUAUUUACAUUUCUUGGCAUUUUGCCUGUAAUCUCUGUGAAAUGAAGGAACGUUGCUGGAGGUCACCACAUAUCACUUAUCCUUCUGCCCAGUCAUCCUGCAGUGCAGGUUGUCCAAGCAAGGUAUCUGCUGGGCUCAUAGCCAGCACCCUUCUGCCAGCUCACAGCAUCCAGCUCACACCAUCUCCCCUGGCUAGGGAAGAAGAAACCACUUGCAGUAAGUUUAAGAGAAGAUGCUUCUCACAGAUGCUAGCUCAGGAACCCCAGGUGAAUGGCUUCAGUGUAGUUUGCUGACCAAGUAUUUUUUAUUUUCUUGUCUUCCCUAAGCUAUGACUUAGGGUAACUUUUUUUUUUUUAAUCCUUGGCGUGUAAGGAUUGCAAUACUAGAAAAUGAGACCCUCACUGUGAUUAAUAAAACAGGUUAUUUAUUAAUCAGCUACAGUAGCUCAGUAUUAAAAUACAUCACUAUUGGUGUAUCAGCACAGAUCUAUGCACAUCCGUCGCAUUGGAUCAUGAUUUUAUUCCAUGUCAGUUUAUAGUGUAUGUCAGAUUUGAUGUAUGUUCUGGAAGUAACACUGACUACCAGCUUCAUUUUUAUUCAGUGGAUUUCUCAGAGGUGAGAAUCCAACUGCUUUGUCUCUUUUAAAGAAAACUCAGAUUUCCAAUGACAAAUUCCCAGGAGAAAGGGACUUAAAAAUAAAUAUAUCCACACUGUGUAAGACAGGAAAUACCAGUGAUAGUAUUUACUCAUAAGAAACAAUCAAGAGUCAUUCAAUGUCUAGCAAACAGGUAUACAGUUUUCCACUGUUGGAUCCAAAGUUAAUGUUUGCAUGAUUCACCCUAUCAACUCAGCUGCAACUGACACUACUACAAUUCACAGUAUGUGUAGUGGUAAUAUUAGAAUGGAAUGUUGUUUUCUACCAAGCUACUGUCCCAGUAAAUAUACCAUACCACCAGCAACAGGUCUAACUUCCACUCUGUAAUUGUUCUAAUGUUUCUCUUGCCAAUGUUUAACUAUAGAUGCUGUAUUAACAUGCAUUGCCACUUGAAGAACCAGUCAGUAAGCUGGGACAGAAGGUAUGUUGUAUUUUAUGACUGAUGCAGUUUCUCUGCAAUCCCUUGGGCUGUUGAAUAAUGCAAUACUUCUUCCGGAAAAAAAAUGAUUAAGUGAUUUAUGAUAACUAUGUUUUAUACAGGUGUCAAAAAUCUACUUUUUGAACUUCCCAUUCCUCCAAUCUCCAGCAUAAUUUAGGAACACCCAAGGUACAGAGCUGUAUGUUUGUCUAAGUUCUUUAAUGUACAACUGAGGAGAGAUAGAGGGAAAGAGCACUAUGCUCAAUGCAUUGAUUAGUAAAAUGCUAAAUCCCAAUCAGUCCUUACAUAUACCACCAUUAGAGAGGAGUUUCCCAUCACACCUUUAUGUCAGAGAAACCAAAGUGCCAUAGAAGUUAUCACAGCUAUCACUCCUAACUUUGCUUAGUACCACAAGAUAUUUCUAUUUUAUAUCCAAAAAGCAUAGGGGCUUGUUAUAGCUCCAGAGUGAUCAACGUACCACAGAGCGUGCAACAUUUCAGCUUCAGCCUGUUUUGGCUUAAUUGGAGCAGAAAGCCAGUUUCCUAAGUUUGAGCUCGUGGGCUUGAGUGUCUGCACGUGUGUUUGUGGGUGCACGUGUGUGCUUUGUCCCAGCCUAAAUGCAGGCUUUCCUGCCCUUUAGGAGGCACCUUAAUCUAGCUACAGCAAGAUCUUGCCAAGCAGUAAUCCACACUUCUCAUUUACAGGAAUGAUUAACUGCCCUGCAGAUUCAUGCUUACACUGAAUUUUAAAUUGCAUGUUUGUCAGUUUUUGAUUCAAAUGUAUUUCAAAUAUUUUUUCCUGUUCCGCCUCCUGCUUUUGUGAACUGUUUUGAAGAGUGUAAUAAAAAGAUGCUUUCUAAUAUUAUUUUGUCAAAAUAUUUUUGUAGCAUAAUAUAUUAA